Myxocyprinus asiaticus (Chinese sucker) is the source of this 1216-nucleotide messenger RNA. It is a transcript of the gene prrt2, whose product is annotated as proline-rich transmembrane protein 2. Gene Ontology annotation, cellular component: membrane. The record is from RefSeq and is a predicted model, not a curated record. Bases 360 to 1037 code for a protein of 225 amino acids. Lineage: Eukaryota; Metazoa; Chordata; Actinopteri; Cypriniformes; Catostomidae. The transcript is spliced from 6 exons.
UCACCGUUUCCUCCAUCCGUUCAGUGGCUGUGUGCACUGCAUCCCGAGAAAACAUGCGCGAACCGUAGACAAUAACACGGCGGCAUUAGUUUAUCUUUUAUCGCAGAGCACGAUAUUUAAAUGCAACAGCGGAAUAGCGAAUUUUGUUAGAAUUAUCGUGAGACUCUAAUGCAAACGGACUACUAGUGUACGUGCGAGUCCAAUCGCACACUGACGUGAAUCGCACGGCGUAAGUUUCAAGAGGGGACACGUUACUUUGUCUUGUUAGAAAACAAAGGACUUUCCAACCUGGAAAGCCACAUAAGCAGACAGGACUUAUCAACGUAACAUUGGCCACCUUUGCACAAUCAGUUGUCUCUAUGGAAACAGAGUACCAUCAAGGAUCAUUGGGCUCUCUGGUUUGUACCCAAGAUGGGGAACCGAUAAGUAGCCAAACCCCGGGCCCAGUAACAUUUCAACCAGGGGCCAAAUCAGACUCCUUCCCAUGUCUGCGGCCCCUUUCUUUUCCCCAGCAUUCCACUGAUGAGGCACGAUGCUCGGAGGAGGUCAUCGUUAUGGUCAAGGAGAAAACAGAGAAUGGUGAUGGGAUUUAUUGUUCCACUAAUGAUGCUUUUGCCUCCAAACCCAUCAUCUCCCCUCCUCCUCGCCGGCAUCAUUCUCUCCCUCAUUCGCACCAUCCUCAUGUUAGCCGCACCCGGAUGAGCAGCCGGUCCAGCUCCAUCGCCUACACAGCAUUCUCCCCGCGACCCUCUCUUUCACGCCACUCUAGUAUCGCCACCAACCCUCCAUUGGACCGUUCCAAACCCAAAGACUACCUCAUCCUGGCUGUCAUCGCUUGCUUCUGCCCUGUCUGGCCAAUCAACAUUGUGGGUUUCGUUUACUCCAUUAUGUCCCGUAACAGUCUCGAGCAGGGGAACAUAGAUGGAGCGAGACGUCUGGGUCGUGUGGCGAAGCUGCUGUCUGUGGUCUCACUGGUGGGAGGAACUGUCAUUAUCGUAGCAUGUGCUGUGAAUCUGGCAAUUAAUGUGAAGUCCUGAGUGCAGUGAGCCAUGGAAUUCAGCUUUGCAUCAGACCACUGACCGGAAUACCACGGCCCAUUUGUUUCACCUCACGGUUGCUGUGACGGCAAUCACAACUUAGAGGGGAAUCAAUAAUCAGAUGCCUCCACCUCAAAGCUAAAAAAAAAAAAAAAAAAAAAAAAAAAAAAAAAAGAGAA